AUGAAUCUUGAGCAAUCACUUACUUUAAAUGAUACUGUUUUGAAUGUUGAUAUUAAAAAUAAUCAUGACACAACCUUUGAUUCUUUUAACAUUAACAAUGAUUUUAACAAUAAUAACAACAAAGCUCUUGACAGUGAUUUUAAUGAUAUUCUUGGUAGAAGUCUUAGUAAUAUUCUUGACAAAGACUUUAAUAACAACUAUAUAUUACAUGAAAUAACUCCAGUUAGUAAUAAUUCAGCCACAUUAACAGUUGAUCAAACUUUUGCUGAAUGGUGUGAUGUUAAGCAAUAUGUUAAUGCCUAUGCAAUAAAGCAAGGCUUUGCAACAAGAUUAAAUCACACAGAAAAAAAUCUAAGCUUUCUUACCAGAGCAGAAAUCACCAAAGUAAAAUAUCAUGUAAAAUCUGUUAAUCUUAAACACAAUCACCCUAUAGACACUGCUGCUGUUGUGUUUGAUUCUGGGCAUC
Molecule: messenger RNA, 466 nt
Organism: Cetraspora pellucida
Lineage: Eukaryota; Fungi; Glomeromycota; Glomeromycetes; Diversisporales; Gigasporaceae
Source: the annotation of a GenBank genome assembly